Ilex paraguariensis (yerba mate) is the source of this 911-nucleotide messenger RNA. Lineage: Eukaryota; Viridiplantae; Streptophyta; Magnoliopsida; Aquifoliales; Aquifoliaceae. The record is from the annotation of a GenBank genome assembly.
UUUUUCUCUCUCAUUCACCAACAGAGUCAAGUAAUAAGAAGAGCCAACCAACAUUGCAGCCCACCAAAGGAGAGAAAAAAAAUGUCAUCGGAGAAACCAAAAGUGUCGCCGGAAUUUGAAACUUCCGGCAUGAAUUUGCAGGAAACAGAGCUGACUUUAGGCUUACCGGGUGAGUCUAGAACACAAAAGUCCGGGACAAAACGUGGGUUUUCGGAGACGGUUGAUUUGUGUCCAGGCAGCACUAGUGCCGGAAAAGAAGAGCAGUCGGAAAAUGAAAUCUCUGGCACAACAAAACCUCCAACAGCAAAGGAACAAAAGGUGGGAUGGCCACCGGUGAGAGCUUUCAGGAAGAACUUGAUGAAGAAUUGCAAGUACGUAAAGGUAGCGGUGGACGGAGCUCCAUAUCUGAGAAAAGUUGAUCUGGAGAUGUAUUGCAGUUACCAGCAGCUGUUGGGUGCAUUAGAGGAAAUGUUCACUUGCUUUACCAUUCGUGAUGUUCUGAAUGAGAGGAGGCUGAUGGACCCCUUGAAUGGAGUGGAAUAUGUACCAACAUACGAGGACAAAGAUGGGGAUUGGAUGUUAGUAGGAGACGUUCCUUGGAAAAUGUUUGUUGAAUCAUGCAAACGACUUAGGUUGAUGAAAUACUCGGAGGCAAUUGGAUUUGCUCCAAGGACACCCCCAAAAUGUUCCAGCUCAGGUUGUUGAGGAGACGCUUUUAUUCGGAAUUGCAUGUACAGAGGAGAGGCUUUUUAUUACCCUUUUCAGGAGUUAGUAGGGAGAUUAGGAUUAUAAAUAAAUUUUAUAAUAUUAUAGAUAUGCAUUUCAUUAUCGGUUGGUUACUAUAUACUAUAUAGUACAAGAAUCGAUGUUGAGGGCUUUUCUGCUUCUUUUGCACUUGUAAUAGAUGGACA